Messenger RNA from Mercenaria mercenaria, 718 nucleotides. RefSeq lists its product as uncharacterized. The coding region runs from base 191 to 718 and encodes 175 amino acids. NCBI's taxonomy places the organism in Eukaryota, Metazoa, Mollusca, Bivalvia, Venerida, Veneridae. The transcript is spliced from 4 exons. The record is from RefSeq and is a predicted model, not a curated record.
AAGUGUAAUACCGUUGAAAAAUAAUGUAAAACUCAAAUCAAAUAAACAAACAAUUGUUAUAUGUCGGCCUGAAAUUUACAUACGUCGCCGGUUCCUGAGAAAUACAUUUAUGUUUACAGUCACUCUUUGAGAAGCCAGGGAAAACAAAGCAUUAGAAACGCAGACGAUUCUUGGAUAAAAGGAGAGAAACAUGGUCGGAUUACUGAAAACGACAAUUCUAUGUGUGGCGGCGGCUGGUUGUUGGGUAGUCUUGGCUGCUAUCCAGGCAGAGAACCCACGAGCGUGUUUGAUGAUGCCAGAUGACUCGUACCGGAAAUACCAAUGUGUCAAGGAUUACGCGGGAAUAAUGCCACUUAUGGCAUGUUUGCUAAAAUGCUGUUCUCAACAUAGAUGCAUUGGGAUUUUUCACAAGAAUUCAAGCACGGAAUGUUUUUUGAUAAACGCUACUGAAAAAUCUGCCAGUUGUCUUGAUAUGGACUGGAAUAGCUGGACUGCUUACAAGAAACAGAAAGACCUUGGUACGUGUGGUGCUCACCUGAUGGAUACAGUCGGUUACACAAGUCUCGCGAAUAAUGAAGACGAAGAUGCAGAACAAUCACGACUUGACACUGUUCCCUUCGGCGAAAAUGAGAUAGGGGGUUUUGUUUUGGACAAGGAGUAUAUUAUGGUAAGACUUUUUUCCGAAUUGACUGAAGCAGUAUUUAAUCGAAAAAUGUGA